This is a messenger RNA of Rotaria socialis, 1059 nucleotides long. The record is from the annotation of a GenBank genome assembly. NCBI's taxonomy places the organism in Eukaryota, Metazoa, Rotifera, Eurotatoria, Philodinida, Philodinidae.
AUGCAGGAUUCUAUGGAAAUGGAUGAUCCAGAAAAUAUUGAUCCAGAAGAAUAUGUUCGACUACGAGAAGAAUAUGAAGAACAAUUAGAUUAUUUUAUGCUUAAAUAUUUACGCCGAGCAUGGCCUGCAUUGAUAGUAUGUAUACUUGGAAUCUUUCAACUGUGCAUUUCUUUGAUUAUACUUGGUGUUGAUUUACCGAUUGUACUUAUGUUUGCACCACGAUGGCAAGUCUUUGUAGCAUGUUGGACAUCUUUGUUUACGUUUAUUGCUUCUGUUAGUACCAUCCAUUCAGUUCGAAAAACUACUUGGUUGAAACUUAAAUGGACUGUAGCACUUAAUAUUAUUGGUGGAUUAGCUGCCGCUCUCAUGAUAGCUUUUGACGUACUUUAUCUAACAAAUUCAAAAGUUUGUCUUGUCAGUGGAGGCUGCAAAUAUUUAUCGUACACAUAUUCAGGAGCUAGAUCGUUUUAUGUAGGCGAAGUUGUCGUGGGCAUUUUUUUCUUCAUAUCAGUUUUCAUUUUUCUUGUUAUUUUCAUAAAAUAUGGUAUCGGUGGUUUAACACUUUUUGAGCAUAUUCAAAGAGGAUGGAUACCACCUGUUUUCAAUCCAAUCGUACCGUCUAAUGCUGGCGGAUCACUGAUAUCGAUGGGAUCUAAUCCAGUAACCGGACCUGGCGUCAUGGUGGGUAAACCAUCAACUCCUACUAACAUGUCACGAAAUUCAGCAUCAAGAUCUGCAAUGAUGAUGAGAGGACCCCCAGCAAAUCCUGGUGCUGUACCACGAUAUCCACCUCCACCACUGGGUGCUACGCAUGGGUAUCCACCACCGGGUGCUACGCAUGGGUAUCCACCACCGGGUGCUACGCAUGGGUAUCCACCACCGGGUGCUACGCAUGGGUAUCCACCACAACCUGGUCGAAUGAUGCCUAGAUAUUCCGGCCAAAUGAUGAUGCCUAGAUAUUCCGGCCAAAUGAUGAUGCCUGGUGAAAGACCUCCAAUGCCAGGACCCUAUAGACCACCACUUCAAUUUCCACCUGGCGUACGUCCUGUUCAACGUUGA